Lactuca saligna is the source of this 492-nucleotide messenger RNA. The record is from the annotation of a GenBank genome assembly. NCBI's taxonomy places the organism in Eukaryota, Viridiplantae, Streptophyta, Magnoliopsida, Asterales, Asteraceae.
AUGGCUCUCGUUAGAACCAACACUAGCAAUGGUCGGGAGCCAAUUCUCAGCCCCCAACCAUUGACGGUCCAACACAGCCAAGAACCGGUUCGCCCUUUGGCUAACUUUCCACCUUCCAUGUGGGCUGGUCGCUUUACUUCAUUCUCACUUGAUAAUAAUGAAUUGGAAGCUUAUGCGAACGCACUGGAGGGCCCGAAAGAAGCGGUGAGGAGUUUAAUAACGGACACUACAAUGGAUGCAACCACAAAACUAAAGUUGAUCUACUCGUUACAUCGUCUUGGUUUAUUGUAUCUUUAUCCACAAGAGAUUGAUGCAGAGCUUGAUCAAUUCUUCAAAAAGAUUGAUUUACAGUAUUACGAACAAGUUGAUUUGUACAAUAUUUCAGUGCAAUUUCAAGUAUUCAGACACCAUGGUUAUAAUCUAUCUUCUGGUAAGUCAACUUUUUGCAUGAAAAGAAACUUGACUAAACUUGCCAAAUAUUUAUUAGCUUAA